GUUAACUAACUCCAGAAGGUGGCAGAAGUGCACCAUUUGGGAUGCAAGCUGCUGUUAAACCCCAAAGAAGAAGAAAGAGAAGAAAAAUCUAUCUUUCUCGCUUUCUCUAACGUUACAAACAGCCGGCUUAACAUUAUGGCUGAGUUUGUAGUUUUUUCCCCUUCUCAAUAGGCUUAAAUCUUACGGAUAUUUGACUGGAUAUGGCCUUAGUUUGGUGUGUUAUAUCAGCACAAAAGUUCGUCUUUCCGGGCUUCUUGGUUGGCUAACGUUAGUCAACGUAAGGUUAGCUAGCGCUAACUUCGCUAGCGUGUGUUAUCGUAAGCUAAUGGAGUAAAGUAACGCUAACGCUAACUGUUUGAUAUACAGUUUUUCUUUCAACGGACUGUGUUUGUUCACGUGUUUUCAUUUUAGCUAUUUAAGUGUCAUUUGGUAACGCAAAAUACAGAACCAACUUAACGUUGUUUCUAAGCUAGCUAAACGCUUAGCGUUAGCUUUAGCUCGGUAGCUUUAGCUAGCACCACUCCUGGGUUGAGUCCUGCUUGCUUCGUUUCAAACAGCCAGCGUGCGUCACCUGCUGCCAAAAUGAUGGACUUUGAUAAUAUAUUGGAUAUCGCCUCGCAAAACCAAGGCGUCAGCAGUGUACAGCAGAAGAGAUAUAGUUUACAAACUGGACCCCCCAAGAAGGACCCGAGGUCGAAAGGUGUAAGUUCUUCUGCUGUGCAGGCGCUUUUGAAGAAGCAGAAGAUUGAUAGCAAAAAGAAAGAAAUUCUAAUGAAGAAACAGAAGGAGGAACUAUUAGCAAAGAGGGUUGAGUUGAAGUCGGACCGUAAAGCACGAGCCAUGGCUUCCAGAACUAAGGACAAUUUCAGAGGCUACAAUGGCAUCCCAGUGGUAGAGCUUCCUAAGAAGAGAAGAUCGAAACAUGAAAUGCAGGAAGAAAGAUCGAUGGAGGAAAGAUUUAGGAAUAACUCAAUUGAUCCAGAGGAUGAUGAGGAUAAUUAUGAGUAUGAACAGACAGAUUCAGAGCCGGAGCAGGAACCAGAACCGCUGAGACACAGGAAAACCAUAGGUUCUUCUGGGAAUAGUAGUAGUAGUAGUAGCAACAGCAGCAAGCCCUCAUCUAAAAAACCUAGUGGGCCACCUAAGCCUGCUCCACCACCCAUGAACUUUGCAGAGUUACUCAAAUUGGCAGAGAAGAAGCAGUUUGAGCCAGUUGAGGUGAAAGCCAAGGUAGUGAAAAAUAAUGAAAGGCUCAGAACAGCUGAAGAGAUAAGGGAACUGGAGAUGGAGCGCAAGGCUAAAAGACUGGACAGAGAUUUAAAGGCAGAGAAAGAGAGAGACAGCAAGUCUCAGUCUAGCUCUGGUUCAAUUAAAAAAAACACUUUCGAGAAGGAGCAGAAGAACUGCAAACCACAAAAGAACUCUUUAGAAAAGCAGAGUCUUCCGAGUGGGUCAGGGAAGAAGUUGCGUCCAACACCGACCAGCGACAAAGGCCAGUCUUCUUCCAAGCCCUCUGUUAGUGACAGAGAAAGAGAGAGACCCAAGAUGUCUCACAGCGAUAGAGACAGAUCCAGGACAAGCUUGUCUGGCUCAUCUGGUGCAACCAACAGUAAAGUUCCUUCAAAAGCCACGUCUUCUCAGGUUUCAGCCAAACAAGGGGGCCUCAAGCCCUCGUCGAGUCACAAAUCCAGCACCUCAAGUGACCUUAUCCUCAAAAAAGAAAGCUCAUCAAGAGCCUCAGGUGUUCCUGGGACAAGGGCUCCUGGAACAGCUGCAACAGGCCAACGAGCUCAACAUGGUAGCUCCCAACAAACCAGGCCCAGUCAGGGUAGCUCAUUGAAGCAGGGACCUAUAGUCGGCGGCUACAAGUCGGGAAAGGGAGAACAACUAAGGCCUGGAAAUAAUGCUGUUGUAAAACCAAGUGGUAAUUCAGUGAUGAGACCAUCAUCGGGCGGCCCUCCUAAAGCCGGGACCCAACCUCAGUCAAGACCUGGAGGCACGCUCCAAGCUAGAGGGGGUGGUGUACCACAGGCCAGGCCUGGUGGGAGUGGCCAACAGGGUCAGCCUCGAGGUGGUGGACCUCGACCUCCAGGGAUUGGACCUGGUCGGCCUGGUAGUGCAGGACCUGGACCUGGUCGGCCUGGUAGUGCAGGACCAGUACCUGGACGACCAACUGGCAGUAUGGGAUCAGGACCUGGAAAACCCAAGUGCACUGUGGUGUCAGAGACCAUUUCAUCCAAGAAUUUUGGUGGACCCAGACCAGGAGUCCCUCCUCGGCCGGGCGGGCCACCGAGACCAGGGAUGCCGCAGAGACCAGGGAUGCCGCAGAGACCAGGGAUGCCGCAGAGACCUAUGAUGAACAGACCACCAGGUACAAUGUUGGGACCUAUCACCUCUGCGUACAAGAGGAAAUACGAGGAUGAGGAGGAUGAGGAUGACCCAGAAAUGGACGAUUUUAUUGAUGAUGGAGAUGACGGGCAAGAUGACAUCUCCAGGCACAUUAAGGAAAUCUUCGGCUACGAUCGUAACAAGUACAAGGAUGAAAGUGACUAUGCGCUUAAAUUCAUGGAGAGCAGCUGGAAAGAUUUGCAAAAAGAGGAGGCCAGGAGCCUGCGAUUGGCUGUACAGGAAGAUCUGGAGGAGGAGAAAAGGGAGCAAGAAGAGCUGAAAAAGCAAGAUGCCAAGAGGAAAAGAAAGAACUGAAGCCACUUUGUCUUUGAGAUGGGGGGGAAAAAACCCAGUGUCCUGUAAUCCGGGACGGGGUCUGCCAUGAAGCCCAGUGACUGUGUCCACCUCUGUUGCGUUCUCUCUGCAUCUCUCCUUAUGUUGGGACAAAAACUGGAGGGACACACGACAGAGAAUGUUAGUCAAAGACAACCUUAAAAAAGACAAAAUAUGCAUAAAUCCUUAAGGCAUUAUUUAUUUGCAAGGUUUUCUUAAAAAGGAACUGAGUUGGGAAGAGGACUAUACAUAUGGAGGAGUGUGAAUUAAUAUUUUCUUUUUUAUAAGACUAGCAAUGGCAAGUGUUGAUAAAAUGCAUUUUCAGCAGAAGUUGUUGCCUAUUUCUAAUUUUGCAAAGUCAAUUGAAUAAGCAGAAAACAUUACCACUUGAUGUGUUGUGUUUCUCUUUGAAGGGAGUUGGAGAGAAAUUAUUGCUUAAAGGCUUUUAUUUAAUU
This is a messenger RNA of Etheostoma spectabile (orangethroat darter), 3176 nucleotides long. It is a transcript of the gene spty2d1, whose product is annotated as SPT2 chromatin protein domain containing 1. Bases 583 to 2703 code for a protein of 706 amino acids. The transcript has 6 exons. The record is from RefSeq and is a predicted model, not a curated record. Gene Ontology annotation, cellular component: nucleolus. NCBI's taxonomy places the organism in Eukaryota, Metazoa, Chordata, Actinopteri, Perciformes, Percidae. Gene Ontology annotation, molecular function: histone binding; DNA binding. Gene Ontology annotation, biological process: transcription by RNA polymerase I; nucleosome assembly.